GCGGAGAGACGGUACCGGUGUGCGACUUGGAGAACGGAACGGAGACGCCACACACACACACAGCUAGACAGGUCCCUUGAUCUCUCAGGAUGUUCCAUGGAAUUCCAGCACCAGCCAACAUUGGAGCUCCUGGAAAUAAACCAGAAUUGUAUGAGGAAGUGAAGUUGUACAAGAAUGCACGGGAAAGAGAGAAGUAUGAUAACAUGGCAGAACUGUUUGCAGUUGUUAAGACCCUGCAGGCCCUAGAGAAGGCGUACAUCAAGGACUGUGUCUCCCCCAGCGAAUACACAGCAGCCUGCUCUCGCCUUCUGGUCCAGUACAAAGCUGCCUUCAAACAGGUGCAAGGGGCCGAGGUUGGGUCCAUUGAUGAUUUCUGCCGGAAAUACAGGCUCGACUGCCCUCUGGCCAUGGAAAGGAUUAAGGAGGAUCGGCCAAUCACCAUCAAGGAUGAUAAAGGGAAUCUGAACCGCUGCAUUGCUGACAUUGUAUCUCUCUUCAUCACUGUCAUGGACAAACUGCGCCUGGAGAUCCGAGCCAUGGAUGAGAUCCAGCCUGAUUUGCGGGAGCUAAUGGAAACCAUGAACAGGAUGAGCCACCUCCCACCAGAUUUUGAGGGACGGGAGAAAGUGAGUCAGUGGUUACAGAAGCUCAGCAGUAUGUCGGCCUCCGAUGAACUGGAUGAUUCUCAAGUGCGACAAAUGCUCUUCGAUUUAGAAUCUGCCUACAAUGCCUUCAAUCGUUUCCUCCAUUCCUAAUCUCUAACUGUCUUGCUGCCCACCUACUGGCUCCUAGAGUCUCUUUUCCAACCAGCCUCUCAACUCAUAGUGACAUCACAUAUUCCAUCAGCCUUCAGCCUCCAAACUCGUCAUUCCUUCUUCACUCCAACCAGCCUGGCACCAGAGUUUUUUUUACUGUGCAUAAGAGUCUUUGUUGUAUUAUACAGGAGUUGCAGAGAUCAGCCCACCCUUAUGGGAAAUAUAUUCAGAUGAAACGGAAAUGCUAUCAGACUUGUUGUUGCCCCCCUGUCUGGGUGCAGUGUUCUGGUUUGAUGUGGUAAAUAAGCCACCAUGUUCUGGCCAUUUCAUUGGCUUACAUAAGCCCUUUGGCACCAAACUUGAAAGGGAUUCCAUGUCUCUGUAUCUCCUACACUAACUGUGCCAUUGUUUCUCCAACCUUAUUAAAGUUAUUUAUUACUA
Molecule: messenger RNA, 1196 nt
Organism: Xenopus laevis (African clawed frog)
Lineage: Eukaryota; Metazoa; Chordata; Amphibia; Anura; Pipidae
Gene: vps28.S
Product: vacuolar protein sorting 28 homolog S homeolog
Biological process (GO): endosome transport via multivesicular body sorting pathway; protein transport; protein transport to vacuole involved in ubiquitin-dependent protein catabolic process via the multivesicular body sorting pathway
Cellular component (GO): ESCRT I complex; endosome; cytoplasm
Molecular function (GO): protein-containing complex binding
Source: RefSeq, marked provisional